Molecule: messenger RNA, 5405 nt
Organism: Rhipicephalus sanguineus (brown dog tick)
Lineage: Eukaryota; Metazoa; Arthropoda; Arachnida; Ixodida; Ixodidae
Product: peroxisomal acyl-coenzyme A oxidase 3
Exons: 14
Coding region: 204-2303 (699 amino acids)
Biological process (GO): fatty acid beta-oxidation using acyl-CoA oxidase; lipid homeostasis
Cellular component (GO): peroxisome
Molecular function (GO): fatty acid binding; FAD binding; pristanoyl-CoA oxidase activity
Source: RefSeq, a predicted model, not a curated record
UUAACAGUGUUUUAGAAACCUGUAUGGCCUGUAUGUUUCGGAAUUGAGGAAAAGUAUUAAGCGCUGCGUUUAUUCUUUUUGCUUUCUUUUUCGCAGCAUUGACCACCGUCGAAGCGGAGAUAAUUGAACUCUUUCCCCAUGCUGUUCGCGGCGUGUGACACUAGUUGAACGGGACGCAAAAGCUCGACGACCGUCCGCUUGUCAUGUCGUCCCAAGAUGAGAACUCCGAUUCUGUGCUCGAAUACAUGCCUUCGUUCCCGUCGGGACCGCUGGACAGUUACCGGAAGUUGGCCUCCUUCGAUUGGCGAAAGUUGAAAGUGGCCCUGGAGGGCGAAGACAUUAUACGUUUCAAGGCCAAGGUGUUCAAGACUCUGGAGAAUGACCCGCUGUUUUCGCGCCAGCCUUUUGAUGACAUCACCUUGGAAGAGCACCGUCACCUGUGCUUCCGGCGGAUGAAGCGCAUCUUUGAGUACCAAUUCUACUCUCAGGAGGAGUUCUUCCAGAAUCCGUUCCUUUCAUCUGCGUGCAAUAACUGCAUCGGUGCCUACGACUGGUCGCUCUCCAUCAAGAAAGUCCUCUGCUUUGAUAUGUUCAUUGGAGCUGUGAGGGGACUAGGAACAAAGAGGCACAUGCGGAUAUUUGACGAAAUAUUGAAGUUCGAGGCAGCUGGAUGUUUUGCACUGACUGAGCUCAGCCAUGGGACAAAUACAAGAGCCAUGCGGACAGAAGCAGUGUACGACCCAAGUACUCAGGAGUUUGUCCUGAACACUCCCGACAUUGAAGCCAUCAAGGUCUGGUCCGGAAACAUGGGCCAGACGGCUACGGAUGCCAUAGUAUUCGCUCAGUUGCUGACAGCUGAUAGGAAGAACCGGGGCCUCCACGCCUUCAUUGUUCCCAUCAGAAACCGCAAGACACUGCUUCCGUUCCCCGGUGUCCUCGUGGGUGACAUGGGUCCCAAGCUGGGCCUCAAUGGCAUCGACAAUGGGUUUCUGUCUUUUCACGACUAUCGGAUACCUCGAGAAAACCUGCUGAACAGGACUGCGGACGUGACACCCGAGGGGGAAUACGUCACACCACUGAAGGAUCCAAAAAAGAGGUUUGGAAUGACCCUGGGCUCCCUGUCUAUGGGACGUGUCGCCAUCGUGGGCAUCUGCACCACAAACCUUAUCAAGAGCAUCGUUAUCUCCACCCGGUACUCGGCAGUACGUCGCCAGUUUGGUCCCGAAAACCAGGAAGAGUGGCCUGUCAUCGAGUACCAGCUGCAGCAAUGGCGGCUGAUCCCGUUCCUCGCAGCGGCUCACGUGAUGAAUUACUACUCAGCCGCCCUGUAUCGAGAGUUUGUUAGCUUCCACAUAGCGGUCCUUUUUGGAGACAAGUCUCCCGAAGUGUCCGAACAAGGCGUGGAGUUGCACAUCUUGUCAUGUGCUGCCAAGUGUAAAGCCGGCUGGCUGGCCAGGGACGCAAUACAGGAGAGCCGCGAGGCCUGUGGUGGCCAUGGCUACCUCAAAGUGUCGGGUCUUGGCGAGCUGCGCAACGACAAUGAUGCCAACUGCACCUACGAGGGUGACAACAACGUGCUUCUGCAGCAGACGAGCAACGUGCUGCUGUCACUGGUGCAAGGACGCAAGUCGGGCCAGCCCCUGCCGGCGUCCAUGGCCACCAUCCAGUUUCUUAACGACAUGGAGGCCAUUCUGCAGGGCACCCUGGCAGCGACAACCGUUCGCGAGAUGACCGACGUCAACGUGAUAUUGGCAGCGUACAAGUGGCUGGUGUGCUACCUGCUGAGGGUGAGUGACGAGAAAUACACGACGCUGCUGUCUCAGGGAGAAGACCAGUUUUCGGCCAAGAACAACACACAAGCAUUCUGCCUCCGUGAACUGGCCUUGGCGUACAUUGAGCACACCAUUGUGGAAAAGUUCCAGAAUUUCAUUGGCGACCUGAAAGACCCUCAGCUGUGUAUUGUGCUGCAGCGAAUUAAUUCCCUCUUUGCCCUUUGGAGCCUGGAGAAACGCAUAGGGGACCUGUAUGGCGGUGGAUAUUGUGCAGGUGAAGCUGCCAAGAAUUUGAUGCGGGAAGGCAUUCUGCAGCUAUGCCGGGAGCUGAAAGAUGACGCUGUCACGCUGGCGGAUGUUAUCGCUCCACCCGAUGUUGCGCUCAAUUCUGUUCUCGGCUGCUCGGAUGGACAGGUGUACAAGAAGCUGUUCCAGUCAUUCGUUCUUUCUCCGGGAGGCACACAACGGGCGCCCUGGUGGAAGGAGUUCCUCGACAAGCCUGUCAUGGGCUCCCUCUUGGCAAAGCUCUGAGGUCGCCCGUUGCAGGUGGCAGCGCGCGUCGCGUUAUGACAACUUCAGUGAAUGCAGGGGAUGCGCAAGGUGUACGUCACCAGAUUGGGCUCGCACGCGCUUUCUGCCCUUUUGGCGAGUGGGGAAGCAGCCCCACUGAGUGCAUCGCAGGUUUCGUAUUAUUGUGGACCCGGUUAAACACCCAGGUAAGGAAGAGUGGGUGUUGGCUGGUGGGAAUAUCAAGCCAUUCGUUUAUAGUCAAAAAUAUUUUUCGUAAUUGAUCAAUCUUCGAGAUUACCAGCAGAGAAUGUCAUGGCAAUGGGCUGAGUUUUAAUAUUAAAGAGACACUAAAGUGAAACACCCAGUCAGUUUAGGCCGAUAAGUUAUUGAGUACGUCAUUGUAGUUAAUUUUGUCAUCACGUAUCUUUUAUAAGAAGAGCAAAUGAAGGUCAAAGUUUCGUUCUUGAAUUUUGCGCCUAAACCUCAGCAUUUGAAUGUCGACACGAUGUCAUUGGUUUCAAAGUACUUUUUAAAUAUUUUCUCCACGUUAGUGAUGUUAGUGACGCUGGAGUGCACUGAACGUUUUUUCGUGUGGCAGUUUCGUUGUGCAAUAGUAUAUACCGUAUUAUGUAUUAUUACUCGCUCAACAUAACUUAGCAACCAGUUCAUUUGCAGCUGUAGGUAAUGGUGCUUGCUCAGUUUUUUUUUUUGUUUUUUUUGUUAUCUUACUGCUUCAUUAAUCUGUCAGUUCAAACAUUUAGUGACAGAUUUUUAAAUUUUUUGUGGGAAAGGGCUUGUCCUCCUGUAUAACAUAUUUGACUAUGUAGUAUAUCUCAGGAAUGUGAAAAGAAACUGUGCUUGUAAAUGAUGCGCAAAACAAGAAUCACAUUAUGGCCUCGAAAUUUGCCUGUAAGAUGUAAGGAAGCCUUACCACAAGGAUGAUAUCCUACCUCUGAAAUUAUAAUGGGAGAAUCGCUUAAGUAAUGUAUAAAGUUUACGUUCUGUGUAAAUAGCAAUGCUUCACAGAAAUGAGUUGAAAAGCACAUACUAACACAUAUUUCCAUACCUGCCAACUCUCCCGAAUUGUACGGGAGACUCCCGAAUUUGGACCUAAUCUUCCGAUUGUAGGAAUGUCAUCUCGAAUCUCCCGAGAAGUGGCCACCACAGCAGAGGCGGGUUUUUUUCUCUUUUUUAAAAUCAUCCGCAUACGUCAGCCUUUCCUGUUGUGGCGGUGCUGCGGAAGAGCACUCGUCACCACACUUCUAUUUCAUUGUAACCAUAUCGUAGAGUACCGCUGGGUACAUUCUAGGCACUGCGCAUCUGGGCGAAGGCUGGCCGGCUGGCCGUGAGAAGCGCUCGCUGCCAUACCGAAAGAAGGCGAGGGAAAAGGUACAGUCUCAACGGAAAAAGAUUGCCAAAAGUGCACAGCGGCCGGAGCCGCGGCGCUGCACGAGCGCUCCGAUAACGAGACGACGAGAUUGUCGAGCACAUUCCAUUUUCCAAAGGAGGGGUGGCCGGCAGACUGGCAGUAAGUAAGCGGCCCCCAUUGUGCUUUGCACUCUCGAUAUCGGUGUGCUUGGGAGAAAUAGCGCCGCGUGCUGCAAUCUUGCCGCUCCGGCCACCGUUCAUUUCAUUCGCGGCAAUCGUUUCCGUUGAGCCUAGCCAGAACUUUUGCGUCUCCAUCUUGGCGCCCGCAUUUUGUACGCUACGCCGUCUGCCGUGGUGGUUACGUGUUUCCAGAGUUCAGUUAGAAGGUCGAUGACGGCAUCAAAAUCAAAGUACUUGCAAGUGUUCCUGGACUCAUACACAGCUGGGUUUCCGUGCUUUGUGACUUCGCGGAAAGGUGACAAGUACGGAUUGUGUACCAUGUGCGCCGAUGAACUGCUUUGGUGCCUUCACAAGCAAAAAAGUUUGGUUGAAGCAGCUCAAAACAAACAUCCUUACCCCUUUCCGAUGUCAGUCUCCAGUCUCAGUAAUUUCCGCUAUGCAAGAAGAACCCCCCCUCCCCUCCCCGGUGCGGUCUCCCAAAUUUUCAUGCUGUGAGGUUGGCAGGUAUGUAUUUCUAGCAUCACUUUCACGUGGUUUCACCAGGCGAUAGCUUAUUCUUUCCACAACACAUGGUAAUCAAGAUAUCAUGGCUGUAGCAAGACAAUAUGGUAUCUUAUCAAGUUGUCUACGCAGCAUGCACUUUCAGGUAUUGUGGCCAAUCACACAAAGUGUAUUAGACAUAUCAUGGUGUUGCCAGGCAACACCAUGCUGAAAGCAUGCUGGAAACAUGAAUUGAAGCAUGUUUCAUGUGAUCACGAUGUUAUGCAACAUGGCAGCCCUUUUGCUGUUCUAGUUGUGCUGCUAUCUCUCUUUAGGUAUGCAAUUCACUGCUUGCUGUCAUGUGUAUCGCUCAUAUCACUGUGAUCUUUUUAUUUAACCCAAGGUGAAUACGUUAAGUACUUUUUUAUACAGCCCUUGUCGAACAGAUUGUAUAUACUGUGUUUUAAAUAUGACCAGUAAUGACUUCCGCUGGGAGUUCCAAGAGGAAUUUCAGUAGAUGUCCUAGGUAUGUGCAAGUUCCCUACUGCCUGGUUAUUUUAAGAUAUGGGUGAAGAGAAUGAAGAGAAUUUACAUUUAGAUUACAUAUACUUAUAUACGAAACACACGAGACAAAACAGCGCAUUUUAGAGGGACUGACUGGAAUAUAUGUGCCCUCCCUAAUUUUUCUUUGUCAUUCCAUCUGCAUAUGCUCUAUUGUUCAGAGCCCCUUUCCAAAAGUUAUUACUCAUGAUGUGUGUGAACAUUUAUAGCCUUGACAAACAAUAAAAGGUGAUUGGAACAGCUUACAAUGUCAUUGUGUGAAGAAUGCUUCUUUUAAUGGGAGAAAGAUAUGGGUGAAGAAAAUGAAGAGAAUUUACAUUUAGAUUACAUAUACUUAUAUACGAAACACACAAGACAAAACAGCGCAUUUUAGAGGGACUGACUGGAAUAUAUGUGCCCUCCCUAAUUUUUCUUUGUCAUUCCAUCUGCAUAUGCUCUAUUGUUCAGAGCCCCUUUCCCAAAGUUAUUACUCAUGAUGUGUGUGAACAUUUAUAGCCUUGACAAACAAUAAAAGGUGAUUGGAACAGCUUACAA